Messenger RNA from Sordaria macrospora k-hell, 1680 nucleotides. Lineage: Eukaryota; Fungi; Ascomycota; Sordariomycetes; Sordariales; Sordariaceae. The record is from RefSeq and is a predicted model, not a curated record.
AUGGCUGGCAUUCCACGCGCAUUGCGACAGUCAGCGCCGGCACUUCUUAUUUCUCGUCACUGGGCGGUAUCAACAUCUGCCAUCUCCAGACCUUCGUUAAAGCUCUCACUGGGAGUUAGGAUAAUAGCAGGGCACGGUAUCCGUAAUCUCUCCUACUCCAAGAAUUGCCGCUCCCAAGACCUCCCAACAGUCACCCGGGGCGAAUCCAAGCUGUAUGCCAGCGCCGACGAUGCUGUAGCAGAUAUUCAGAGCGGAUCUGUUAUCUUGAGUUCUGGCUUUGGUUUGUGCGGUGUAGCAGAAACCCUCAUUGAGGCAAUUCGAAAAAGAGGCCCAGAAUCUCUCCACUCCCUAACCGCGGUAUCCAACAACGCGGGCGCCGAAGGUCGCGGAGGCCUGGCUCUCCUCAUCGAGUCUGGCCAGAUCGAUCGCAUGAUCAUGUCCCAUCUAGGAUCCAACAAGAUUCUCGAAAAGAAGUACCUCACUGGAAAAAUCGCUGUUGAGCUAUGUCCCCAGGGGACAAUAGCCGAGAGGAUACGAGCUGCCGGUAGUGGCAUUCCGGCCUUCUUUACACCUACUGGCGGGCGCACGUUCAUCCAACAAGGCGAGAUUCCCGUUCGCCAUGACGCCGACGGAAACGUGGUCGAGUACGGCAAGCCCAGGGAAACAAGGAUCUUCAACGGCCGACCGUUCCUAAUGGAAACCGCUUUACCAGGCGACGUAGCCAUCCUGCGCGCAUGGAAGGUUGACAAAGCCGGAAACUGCGUCUUCCGCUACACGGCCAAGGGCUUUGCGCCGUUAAUGGCUAAGGCCGCAAAGGUGGCCAUCGUCGAGGCGGAGAACAUUGUUGAGGUUGGCGAGAUCGACCCCAACUACGUGGACCUUGCUGGCAUUUUCAUCGACCGUAUCGUACCGGCUACGAAACCAUCUCAGGUUGAGGUUCUCAAGACGCGGUCGCCAGAGGAUGGUAAUGAUGGAAAGCAGGCAAAGACGACACCCCAGUCAGGGGGCUCGGAUGCGCAGGAACGGAGGAACAGGAUCGCUAGGCGUGCGGCGAAGGAGCUGAAGCAUGGAUCCUAUGUCAAUCUUGGUGUUGGUAUCCCAACGCUGGCUCCAGAGUUUUUGCCGCCUAGACAGCAGGUUUGGAUUCAGUCCGAAAACGGCAUCCUGGGGAUGGGUGCGUACCCCUUGCCCGACGAAGUUGAUCCCGACAUCGUCAACGCCGGUAAAGAAAGCGUCACCCUCGUCCCUGGCGCCGCCACCUUUGACAGCUCCGAAUCCUUCUCCAUGAUCCGCGGCGGCCACGUCGACGUCUCCAUCCUCGGAGCCCUGCAGGUUAGCGCGGCCGGCGACCUUGCCAACUACAUGAUUCCCGGCAAGAUGUUCAAGGGAAUGGGCGGUGCCAUGGACCUGGUGUCUAACCCGGACAACACCAAGAUCGUGGUGGCUACCGAGCACGUUGCCAAGGACGGGUCGUCCAAGGUGGUGCAGACCUGCAGCUUGCCGUUGACGGGUGCGAGGGUCGUCAGCACCAUCAUCACCGAUCUGUGCGUAUUUGAGGUUGACCGCAAAAAGGGCACGCUCACCUUGACGGAGAUUGCACCAGGGGUGGAUGUGGAGGAAGUAAAGAGAAAGACGGAUGCGGCCUUUUCGGUGGCGGAUGACUUGAAGACGAUGGAGUAA